Messenger RNA from Pantherophis guttatus, 2958 nucleotides. It is a transcript of the gene BRF2, whose product is annotated as BRF2 general transcription factor IIIB subunit. Lineage: Eukaryota; Metazoa; Chordata; Lepidosauria; Squamata; Colubridae. Gene Ontology annotation, cellular component: transcription preinitiation complex; nucleus. Gene Ontology annotation, molecular function: TBP-class protein binding. Gene Ontology annotation, biological process: DNA-templated transcription initiation; transcription preinitiation complex assembly. The record is from RefSeq and is a predicted model, not a curated record.
AAGUCCCCCCAGCGGGCCUGUUUCCGGUUUGAUCCGAGUUAAAUAAAAUGGAGUGAAGCUGUUUCUUUCCGGCAUACUGCUACAUACAGCUGUGGGAGGAUAGCCCCCCUCGUCCUCUGACUCGCAAUAAGCUUAAAAUAAUUCUGUUGUCAGGCUACUAAAAUGUCCACUCAAAAGAAGUGUCCAGAUUGUGGCUCCCUGGAAAUUGUGGAAGAUUCUCACUACACUCAGAACCAGUUGGUGUGUGCAGAUUGUGGCUUUAUUCUAACUGAAGGACUUCUCACCACUACGUAUGCUGAUGAGGAACAUUUACAAGAAGUGACAUAUUCACGAAGUACUGGACAAAGUGAACAGCUGAGCCGCUGCUUACAGCGAGGAAUCAGACGUGUUCAGGAUCUCUGCAAAGUUCUCCGACUUCCUUCUCUGUUUGAAGAUACAGCUAUGUCUUAUUACCAGAAGGCAAUCAAAUGCCCCUGCUUUGCUUUGGUCAGCUUAGAGAAGAAGGAGAUAAUUAUAGGUUGCUGUGUUUUUGUGACCUGUAGACAGCACAACUGGCCCUUGACAAUGGGCACUGUCUGCUUGCUCCUUUAUGCAGACAAGGAAUUGUUUGCCAAAACCUACCUGCAGUUCUUGAAGGAAUUGACACUAGAUGUACCAACUCUGAGCUUGAUCGAUCUUGUGAAAACACACCUCAACAGCUUUAAGCUUUUCCAGGAAUCGUCCAGCAUCCCAGCCAAAUUUCUGGAAGACAAGGAGAAGCUGUUGGCAAGGACAAUCCAGAUAGUGGAGCUUGCCAGUGAGACGUGGCUGGUGACUGGUCGGCACCCCAUCCCCAUUGUGGUGGCAGCAGCCUUCUUGGCAUGGCAGUCUUUGCGACCUGUUGAUCGCCUCACUUGCACCCUUACAAAGUUCUGUAAGCUUGCUGGCAUGGACAUGCCCCGGCCAGCCCCACAAAGACUGAAGGAAUUGCAUAAUAUCCUCCUUCAGAUGGCCUCUCAACUAGGUUGGUUGCGAGGGCUCAAAGUGGACCGGAGGACUGUGUCGAAAUAUGUUGGAGACUUGCUGCAACAUCGCCGUGUGCUUCUACGGGCUGCUUUCCGUAUGGUGGAUACCACAGAAGACCACGAGCCUGAGAACUUCACAGCACUGCCAGACCAUCAGCUUAUAAAACCAACUGUUGCUUUGACAGAAGAGGCUUCUGUUGCUGGGAAGAAGCGGGUGCCUUUGCUUCCACCUUGUAUCCUGUACCCAACAAAGAAGCCUCGAACCAGCAAUCCAGACCCUGAAGGCCCAGCCAUCACAGGGAACGAGCCCAUUUUAGACAGUGAGAUUGAACAAUACAUCCGGACUCCAGAAGAAACAGAACUGUUUAGCAAAAUGCAAGUUCGCCUGUACUAGUGAAAGUAUUUAGUGAGUGUUAAAAGCCUGCAGUCAAUGGCGACAGGGGUUGGGUUUCUUAUAUUUAUAAUCUGUGGUCCCAGAUGUAUUUCUGUCCUGAGAUUAGAUGAAGUCCUUGUGUUCAGGAACGAACAACCUUGUAUCUUAAUAGUCUUCUGCAGCCUGUUGCUUUGUAUGCAUUAGUUGGGGUUUCUGGAUUCACAGUACGAACAAGUAUGGAAGGUUAUAAUAAAGAUUGGGGAAAGCAGCGAUAGACCAUGAGCUUUAAUUUUUUUUUGCUAGAUUUGGACGAAACGUAAUUACUGUAAUAAUUUUCUUAAAAGGCUGUUCUUUGGCCUAGAUAUGUGUUGGUGAACACACUAAUGUGCUUCUGCUAAAUUUUUAGUCCUGAACAUUAUAAAAAAUUGGAUUUAAUCGUACUACAUUGAAGUUUAAUGAUCUGCAUCAGAUACACUCCUGGUUUAUUUUGCUUGUUAUGUUUUGAAUUAGAUUAUCCUUCUUUCCAGUUCAAACAUUGCUUUGCAUGUUAUUUUAGAAGUUUCCCAUGCGAGUCUGGUAACGCUGAAGGUAAACAUUCAUUUAGCAUUCAAUGGGUUAAGUGGACUUAGGCUCUGCAGUCAUUAACUGAGGUUGAAAGUGACAUAAGUAGUGUAGAACAGGGCAUAUUGUGAUCCACAUACCUGUUUAUCUGUAAGGGUGGGGCAAGAGGAAUAAAUAUGAUGGUGCAUGCCAUGAUGUCAUGCAAAUAAGCUAAUUAUCCUAUGUAUAAAUGGGUUGAAAUUAGCAUAUCCCUUUAAAUCUUAUGAGUGAAACUCCACUCUUCAGCUUCUGUUUUUCCCCCUUAUUAUUAGUACCUAUAACCUUUUGUGUUUGAUGUCAGCUAUAUAUAUAUUAAAAAGCUGCAAUAGAAAGAUUUGAGAUGAAUUGGCCCAGUUGGGAUGAUAAACACCUUUUGAAUGGGUGCACAAGUUGGACUUUGCCAGCCCUCAUGAAUAGGUACCGUGUUUCCCUAAAAAUAAGACUGGGUCUUAUAUUAAUUUUUGCUCCAAAAGAUGUAUUAAGGCUUAUUUUCUGGUUAGGGCUUAUUUUUGAGGAAAUACGGUACUAAGUGCAUCCAUCUGGAUGACAAUCUUAACUUGGGCUUAUUUGGGGGUAGGGCUUAUAUUACGAGCAUCCUGAAAAAUCAUGCUAGGACUUAUUUUCCAGUUGGGUCUUAUUUUCAGGGAAACGGUAUGUGGGAGAAAACCAUUAAGAGUGUGCAGGAGAUUUGCCUCCUAUUCCCAGAGAUGACCAGUGUAGUUGCUUGAAUAGCUCUUCACCUCCCACAGAUCUUUUAAGUGUUGAGUAAAUGAGUCCCACUGCUUGGAAUCAGUAUACAAGUUUGAAAUAUUAAAAAUGUGUAGGUUUGGAUGGCAAAGCAUGGGUGGAACAUAAAAGCAAUACCUAGUUCAUUGGAUAUUGCAGUUCUUUUAAUAUAUUAAACAAGAAACAUCUGCUAAAAACAGUUCAUUUGUAUAAAAUGCAAACACAACAAAAAUGUAUUAAAUGUUUUCUUUGGCA